Molecule: messenger RNA, 1775 nt
Organism: Planococcus citri (citrus mealybug)
Lineage: Eukaryota; Metazoa; Arthropoda; Insecta; Hemiptera; Pseudococcidae
Product: plexin-2-like
Exons: 2
Coding region: 1-1047 (348 amino acids)
Biological process (GO): negative regulation of cell adhesion; positive regulation of axonogenesis; semaphorin-plexin signaling pathway involved in axon guidance
Cellular component (GO): semaphorin receptor complex; plasma membrane
Molecular function (GO): semaphorin receptor activity
Source: RefSeq, a predicted model, not a curated record
AUGUGUAACAUCACUGUAGCUGGUGUACCUUGUAUUCCUUUGGUGAAUUCGCCAAAUUACAAACCACCAACAAUAAUUUUCUGUCAGAUGGACCAAACAAUUCAAACAAUUGAAUACGAAGAAUUUGAUAAUAUAGUAGGACCUGUUGUGGUUCACAUGGGAAAAUUUUCUGCUAUUUCUCCACAGAAUUUCACAUUAGUUGUGCCAAAAAUAAAAUCCAUAUUACCAAGAAAAGGGCCUCUUUCAGGAGGAACUGAACUCGCCCUCAGAGGAAAUUUCAUAGAUGAUGGUUCUGUUGAAGUUAAUAUUGAUAAAAUUGCUUGUGAAGUAUUCUUCAGGAAUUCCAGUCUAAUAAAGUGUCGUACACCUGCAUUAAACAAAUCAAUGAAUUGUUAUUUGAGCAAGGACUGCAGUGUGAGUGUAACAUUUGAAAAGUAUCCUGGCAGAAAUUUUAGAAACGGAGAAUUCAAAUUCAACUAUUUAGACGACCCUAACAUUGGAAAAUUUGACAUUCUACCACCUAGAAGUAUACCAGCAGGAGGUAUCCGACUAUAUGUAAUCGGAAAGAACUUUAAUUUAAUUCAAAAACCACUGUUUUACAUUUACAAUGAGAACAUGACGAAACGAUACGAGUCAGAAUGCCAAGUUUGGCAUACGGGUACUACAAUGCUUUGUUUGACACCUGAUAUUUUAGAUAUAGAUAGCUCAUCCUUUAACAAGAGUAAUCCAAUCAGAUUGAAUUAUGGAUUUGUAAUGGAUAAUGUUGCUUAUGUACAAAAUAUCUCCGUGAACACUACCAACAAUAAUUUUAAAAGGCUCAUGUUGUACCCUAAUCCAACAUUUAAAUCAUCUUAUGAAGAAAUCAAGACUUCUACAAUAGGUAAUGAUGAAAGUCUCAUUAUUGAGGGGGAAAAUGUGAAUUUGGUUUGUAGAGAAGCUGAAUUUAUUGUAAAAGUUGGUAAUCGCAGUUGUGAAGUGAAACUUUUAACAGCACAUGGCCUCAAUUGUCAUCUACCACCACCAAAUCGCUUAAAAAAAUCAGAUUAAAUUGGUGAUGAGCCUCUAAACAUCACUGUACAUAUUGGACCAAAGUUUCAAGUUAUGGUUGGGAAAUACAAUGUAAAAUCUUCACGGAAGUCGACGAUUGUUGAAAAAUACGAUGUAAAAUCCUCACAGGAAGCAAUGAUUGUUGAGAAGUACAAUGUUACAUCCUCAAGUGUGCCAAUGAUUGUUGAUGAGUACAGUGUAAAACCCUCAUGGGAUUUGAUGCCUUAUAUUUUAUAUGGUGGUGGUAUAAUAGUAUUUAUUACAAUACCAAUCUUGAUCAUAAUCGCAUUCACAUGUAGAAAGUUUUCUAAAAAAUAUGCGAAAAAAUCACAAGCGUUGGUUGAAGCACAACAACGUAUGAACAAAAUGUGCAUGGAGUCUAUAUCUUUGAGGCAGCAUAUUAAGCAGGUCAUUAUUGAACACCAGAUAGAAUUAGAUGAAGAUAUGUCAAAUAUGCUGAAAUUACCCAAUAUUUCAAUUGUUGCUGCCGAAGAUUCAAGAAUUGUGGAUGGAACAUCAUCGAAGACCGAAUAUUUUGUGCCAUAUGAUGAAAAAUGGGAGUUUCCAAGAGAGAAUUUAUCUUUUGGACAUGGUUUAGGAGAAGGAGAAUUUGGCAAAGUGGUUCAAGCAGAGGCAUUGGGAAUCCUGCAGAGAACCUUUGUUACCACUGUUGCUGUGAAGAUGUUGAAAGGUACCUAGGUAAAAUGUACCUAUUCUGCAGAGGCAGU